AUGGUGUAUGUUUUUGCGGUGAUUGCAGAUGAUAUGGAGUCUUACUAUGGUCUGAAAGAAGGUGGAGGAACGGAGCUAUUUGAUAUGCUUAACUUUGGUGCUUGUGCGUUGUCAUUUGUGCCCGGCCUGCUCUAUGACUACUAUGGCGCAACGGUUGCCAUGAGCAUAGGCACCAUCAUCGGUGUCCUGCCUAUCCUCGGACAGCUCGAUUGGUCGUCGAUAUUUCCAUCAUUGGACACGUUGACAGGCCUCAAGCUCAGCUAUGCCAUCUUUGGUAUGGCGGAGGCUUUCUUCAGCACCAUUGCGACUUUUGCGCCUUUGGAAGCGUUCCCUGUUCAGUAUGUCGGGGCCGUCUCUGCGGUUGUUCAAGUAAGCACAUCGCUGGGUGCCAGCAUUCAAUCCGAAGUUUACGUGCUGAUGAAGGCCAACUUCAAGAACUUUGUCCAAGCCUACUACACCUACAUGCUUGUUUGCACGGUGGCGUGUGGCGGGUUGAUGGUCUUGGCCUUCUGGGAGAAUAGUCAGCUUCUUCACAGAAGCAAGACGAAUCUUCCAGACGACCUGGAGCAAUGCAGCUUAAAGUCUGCGCUCUUGAGCAAAAACUUCGCAUACAUGUGUCUACUUUUCUUCAUCGGAGUCGGAUUUGUGUUCAGCUACUUGGAUGCUGCAGGUGAGAUCAAUGCUGCUGCUGGCUUACCUGCAUCGCGAGCCACCAUAACAUUUGGCAUUUAUGGCGCAGUUGCGCGAGUGCUGGCCAACUGCGCUUUGGACUAUACUCGCGGCAACCGCAAUGGUGGUCCGAUGACGUACAUUGCCCUUUCGUUGCUCUCGCUUGCUGCAGGUUUGGCGGCUGCCGGAAUACCAUCUGAUCCAAAUGCGAUGUCUGUUCAUGUUAUGAAUUUGUUCUGCAGCCUUGGUGCUGGAGGCUUGCUUGGCGUCAGCCCGCCAGCGUUGAGGCUGCUAUUUGGAUCUGGGUCUUUGGGCAUGAUCUAUGGGUUGCUCUACUUGCUCACGGCUUUCGGAAUCCCAACUUGGGGACUCCUGUUGCCUCUCCAGGGAUGUGCAUCUGGAUGCUUCAGGGCUUACUGCUGCGCAGGUGCAGUUCUUUUUCCAGCAUUGGCACUGGGCGCACUGCUGCUCGGGAGAGGAGAUGUUCCUGCACAAGACGGGUGA
Molecule: messenger RNA, 1173 nt
Organism: Symbiodinium natans
Lineage: Eukaryota; Dinophyceae; Suessiales; Symbiodiniaceae
Source: the annotation of a GenBank genome assembly